Molecule: messenger RNA, 2319 nt
Organism: Entamoeba invadens IP1
Lineage: Eukaryota; Evosea; Mastigamoebida; Endamoebidae
Product: protein serine/threonine kinase, putative
Exons: 5
Coding region: 1-2319 (772 amino acids)
Biological process (GO): protein phosphorylation
Molecular function (GO): ATP binding; protein kinase activity
Source: RefSeq, a predicted model, not a curated record
AUGAAAACAUGCAACAACUGUUUUGAAAACGUCAUCACAACAAACGGCAAUUGUUUAAUUGAAAGCACUUGCAAAUACCAACUCACUCAUAACGACCAGACUGUCUGUCUGAUCCACAACAAUAACACACAAGAAGGCAUCAAAGCCAACAACUGCAAAUACACACAAAACGAGUUUUGUUAUUUGGCAAAUGAAGGAUAUCACACAACAUUUAACACAGAUGGUAAUACUGCAAAUUGUGAGGAUGCAGAGAUCUGUCAAAUUGUAAAUGGAUAUAUAAUCAAUAUAUCAUGUAAAAGUGAAUUUGUGAUGACAACGAACGGUUUGUGUUCACAAGACUUUAACUGCGCAAAUUACAGUGGAAGUGUGUGCACAACAUGUCAACAAAACCAUCACAUUGCAAAUGGUGGAUGUGUUUCCAAUGACAACGAGUGUGUGAUUCAAAACAAAGAAAUUUGCAUUUUGUGUAGCAACAACAAAAUAACAGUUGAUGGGAAAUGCGUUUUAACAGAUUCAAUCAAAUGUAAAGAACAACUGCAUACUGAGAAGUUCAAAGGGUGUUUGCGAUGUGGUGAUGGGUAUUACAUAUCGAAUUCAGUUUGUGUGAGAUGUGAGUAUCCCUGCACACACUGCUCCAAUUUGAAGUAUUGCACAAAGUGUGAUGCGUACUCGUACACCAAGAAUGGCAAGUGUUUCGAAAUCAAUGAGAUAUUGGGCGUGUGUGAUGUGAUGAUGUCGACAUAUGAGGGGUGUGUUGCGUGCAAAGACGGGUACAUGCGAUCAAGUGAUGGCAAGCAGUGCGUUAAAUGUGACACGUCGUGUAAAACGUGUUCCAAUGAUGGUGAUUACAGACUUGAACAACUGUUUGAACAAGACGACGAGUGGGUGUACAUUGUGCGAAGGUGGUUUGCACUGAAAGACAAUUUGUGUUACAAAUGUGGUGAAAAUUGCACAACUUGUGAUGCCACUUUUGAAUGUUUAAAAUGUGGUGAUAACAACAUUCUGAAAGACAGCGUGUGUGUUCACUUCUCACAAAUACAAAAUUGCAUCUCAUCACAGAACUCCUUGUGUUGGGAGUGUGCAGAUGGCUACAAGUUGAGUGACGACAAAAUUGAGUGUUUUGCAAACACGAAUUAUGGUGUGGUUGUUGGUCUUCCAGUAGUGUGUGUUGCUGUUUUGGUUGUUAUAAUUAUCUCAAUUGUAAUAAUUGUUUUUCUGUUUGUGUUGAGAAAGAAAGAUAACAAACACGCUGAAAAUGUGUGUGUUUUUAAGAUGAGUCGCUCCAAUAUUAUGAUGACGAAACUUGAUGGCGACAUUCUAUCAAACAAAAAUAUGAUUUCAUUUGGUGAUGAAGACGACAAGAUCUGCAUUGAGACUGAAAGUCGCGAAUUGUUAUGUGUUGGCAACUCGUCUAAAAGUAACGUGAAAAUCCAAAUCACAACAAAAGACAAAUGCGACAAAUACAAAAUUCGCACAGAACCACAAAUUGUGACUUUAAAAAGCGGAUUUGCAUGUGAAUUUGAAGUAUUUAUAACGCCAUAUUGCACAAUGGAUUUGACUGAUGAAGUCAUGAUUGUUUCACUUGAUUUAAAAGGUGGUAAACAAAACACGACUUUGAUGAACAUCAAAGCACUGGUGGAACAAUCAACACGUCUUGAUUACGACGAAAUCAAAACAGAGAAGAAACUUGGUGAAGGGUCUUUUGGAAUUGUCUACAAAGGAACUUACAGAGAAAAUGUUGUUGCAGUCAAAAAGAUGAAACACGUUGAUAACUCAAAUGAUGAAAUUGGAAUGAUUGAAUUUACAAAAGAAGUUGAGAUGUUGGACAAAUUUCGGAGUGAAUAUAUCGUCCACUUCUAUGGCGCUGUGUUUAUACCAAACAAGACGUGUAUGGUCACCGAGUUUGCACAAUAUGGGUCUUUACAAGACUUGAUAACCACAAAACGAAUGACGAAAGACAUCAAACCAGACAAUAUUCUUGUGUUUACAUUUGAUGUAAAUGAUAAAGUGAAUGCUAAAUUGACUGACUUUGGAAGUGCAAGAAAUAUCAAUUUGUUGAUGACUAACAUGACAUUCACUAAAGGUAUUGGAACGCCAGUUUACAUGGCGCCUGAGGUGUUGAAAAAAGAAAAGUACACAAAAAGCGCAGACAUAUUUUCGUUUGGUGUCACUAUGUAUGAAGUGUUUGGGUGGACUAAUGCUUAUCCACUUGACGCAUUUAAGUUUCCAUGGAAAAUAGCAGAAUUUGUGAUUUGUAUGAAAAUAUACAGAUGUGUUGGGCUCAAGAAAAAGCAAACAGAGCAUCUAUUGAUAACAUAA